GCAAAAUUUUGUGUUCACAGAUUUUUAUAAAUAAAUUAGCUUUCUAUGUAUUUAUUGAAUUCUAAGUGAAUAGUGGUCAUGGGAGGGCCUUUAAUAAAAAGCUUAUAUUUAUUCGUCUCAAUCAUCUGUGCUAGUAACGCUCAAAACAGUAGAUUACUGCAAGCACCACACAACAACGGCCAUGGCUGGGACAUCCGACUGGCCGUGCCUGGCCAGCCCGGCAACGACUACCCAACAUUAGCUACUAUACCACGCACCAGCUUUUCUUGCGCCGGAAGGGAACCCGGUUAUUAUGCUGAUACAGACACAAAUUGCCAAGUCUUCAGAGUGUGUACAGUUGGAGCUACUUAUGGCUUUCAAUCAUUUCUGUGUCCCAACGGCACUUUAUUUAAUCAAGCUGUUUUUGUAUGUGACUGGUGGAUGAAUGUUGACUGCAAGAACUCUGAUGAAGUACUUAGAAAUAAAAACGACCAGUUCGAGAACUUAAAAUUAGGACCACAGUUAAUGAAGGAUAUAAAGAACAUAUUAACACAUCCUGUUCGUAAUCCCUUCGACACGAAUACAAUGAAAAGUAAAUUACUAGUGAUGCAAAGUUACAAACCUCCUUCAGGACAACUAUUCCCAAACGGUGCCUUGCUUGCUCCUCCUGAGAGAGCACCGAGUCAUAUUUAUAUUCCAACCAAAGCAAUUCAGGUAGCCUUACGACAGAAUGAGUAUAGGCCACCUUCAGAAUCAUUUGCUGCCUCAACAUCUAAUCCACAGUACAUUCCUCCCACUUUUAGUACUUUCUCACCAACCACUGUGAGAAAUGUCGAAAUCUUGCAGCGUCAAGUAUUAAAUACUCAAAACAUACAAAACAUAAACUCUCAAAGUAAUUCCAGUGAACAAAUGAUAUCGAAUGGUCAUGCGGGUCAAGUACAGACACAGAACAGAUAUACUCAAAGUAUGAAUAAUUUUAACAACGACCAAACAAAUCGCCAACUCCAAAGAUAUAACAAUUUCAGAAAUACCCAACGUGCUCAAUCUAACAAUGAAUUUAAUUAUGUUCAAACGAGGAAUAGCUACAACACAUUACAAGCCACACGGACCUUUGGAAACAAUGCUCAUCAACUUAGGAAUAAAGACAAAAAGAAUAACAUCAGUAAUAACGUGAGUCUAUUACAUCCAAUCAAGCAACAAUAUACAUAUGAAACAUCUAGACAACCAUCCACACAACUUAACCAGACCCAAACAAGUGAAAAAGUGAAGCAGAGCUUGGCUCUAGUAUUUUCACUGCUGACAGACUCCAUCAACAAAGCAAAGAAAUAUAACAACAUAAUUCAAGACAAUGUACAAACGCUCACAACAUCGCCACCACCUCAAUUCCAAGCAGUGAACAACGAGGAAUUAGGACGCAUUUCAAAUACCAUUUCUCAGCUGACAGCUUCUCAAUUCACGAACAAAAACUUCAAUAAUGCAAACACUGCAUCAGUAUCAAAUACAAAAAGUCAAUACUUAUCAAAUAAGGAUGAAAAACUCACUUUUCUAAAAUACAUGCAAAAUUUAACAGCGCAAAAACAAAAUAACAAAUUGCAAUCAAAAGCAAACAACAAACAGUUGAAUCCCUUUAUACCAGACUCUCGAUCAAAUACAAAUACAGAUACACCCAUAUACAGUGGACAAUUAUAUAAAUACCCUGUACCAGAAGUGACUCGUCAAAUUAUUAACGCACCAAAUCCUGCGAAAUCGAAUAUUUUAAUUCAAUCUGAUAUAGACGAGGUCAAAUCGCAGCGUAUUGUAGUUCCGAAAAAUAGUAUCACUAAAAACAUUGAUACAUCUACAAAUAUUAAUGCUAACAUCUUUAAAACUCAAGGUACUAUUAAUUCACCUCUGAGAUUAGAAGUACCUUCUGAAAAACCACAACUAAAACCUCGGAACAAUAUCCUUACCACAGGAACCGGUAUAACAGCCCAGCUACGAGACAAAAUUGUUGGGACAAUACCACAUCCAACGGACAAAAAUAAAUUUGUUACGUAUAAAAAAGACCAAUCCUACUAUUUAUAUUCCAAUCUUAACGAUGGUAAUUCUGUAACAAACGGGCAAGCAGCAAAGCAAAGCGUGAAAAAAUUUCCGAACAAUAACUAUCCCGAUCUUAUAACUUUUCACUUUAUUCCGUCAGAAAAUCAAAAUGAAAAAGGAUCUUUCCAAAACGAACCACAAAGUUAUCAACUCACUGAAUUAAAACCUAUAGAAAACAUCAAUAAUAUAGAAUUAACAGAUAAUAACAUUAAUGAAGACACGUACAGCACGGACUUGGCUAAUAAUAUUAUUCGUCCAUCUCAAAAACAGCGUGAAAGUAUUAACACUUUAUAUGACGGCCCUUCUUCUUAUUCUGCCCCACAGUUAUCGAUAGGUAACUUAAUAUCAACACAAGAAAGUCAACGUAAUAAUUUUAAUACUAGAGUAGAAGGUUUAGAGGAAAAUAAUAACUUUAGUGGAUACUUAAAAGAACGCCCUGUGCGGCAGUUUACUUUCAAAUAA
Messenger RNA from Papilio machaon (common yellow swallowtail), 2520 nucleotides. RefSeq names its product probable cyclin-dependent serine/threonine-protein kinase DDB_G0292550. The transcript has 4 exons. NCBI's taxonomy places the organism in Eukaryota, Metazoa, Arthropoda, Insecta, Lepidoptera, Papilionidae. The coding region runs from base 79 to 2520 and encodes 813 amino acids. Gene Ontology annotation, cellular component: extracellular region. The record is from RefSeq and is a predicted model, not a curated record. Gene Ontology annotation, molecular function: chitin binding.